This is a messenger RNA of Raphanus sativus (radish), 2748 nucleotides long. RefSeq names its product DEAD-box ATP-dependent RNA helicase 3, chloroplastic. The record is from RefSeq and is a predicted model, not a curated record. Gene Ontology annotation, molecular function: RNA binding; zinc ion binding; helicase activity. Bases 97 to 2355 code for a protein of 752 amino acids. The transcript is spliced from 10 exons. NCBI's taxonomy places the organism in Eukaryota, Viridiplantae, Streptophyta, Magnoliopsida, Brassicales, Brassicaceae.
CAAGCGCAGAGAAGCAAAGCAAAGGCGUGGAAGGUUACAAAGCCUUUCAAAAAACUCACACCUUAUCUCUUCCUCCUCUCCUCCGGGUAUCGAGUCAUGGCGUCGACGGUGGGAGUUCCAUCUCUUUACCAGGUUCCUCCUCACCUGGAAUUCUCCAAAACCACUUCCAAGAAGAGGUCUGGUUGCUUAGCUCUCUCUCUCAACAAACCCUUCUUCUCUCCCUUCUCUCUCCGUACAACUCGCCUUAUCCACUCCUCUUCCUCUUCCUCCUCUCUCCUCAUCCCUUCCGCCGUCGCGACUCCCAACUCCGUUCUCAGCGAGGAAGCUUUCAAAAGCCUCGGCCUUUCCGACGAAUUCGACCUCGACGGCGACUCCUCUUCCUCCGACGAUGCUGAAGAGCUCGCCAUCUCGAAACUCGGCUUGCCUCAGCGUCUCGGCGAGUCUCUGGAGAAGCGUGGUAUCACUCACCUCUUCCCCAUUCAGAGGGCUGUGUUGGUUCCUGCACUUCAAGGACGAGACAUCAUAGCUCGUGCCAAGACAGGAACUGGAAAGACUUUAGCUUUCGGUAUCCCUAUCAUCAAACGCCUCACUGAACAAGCUGGAGACUACUCUGAGUUCAGGAGGCCUGGUCGUCUUGCUAAGUUCCUUGUACUCGCGCCUACCAGAGAGCUCGCUAAGCAAGUGGAGAAGGAGAUUAAGGAGUCUGCGCCUUAUCUCAGCACUGUUUGCGUGUACGGUGGUGUCUCUUACACCAUUCAGCAGAAUGCUCUGACUCGUGGUGUUGAUGUUGUUGUUGGGACUCCUGGAAGAAUCAUUGAUUUGAUUGAAGGGAGGAGUCUCAAGCUGGGUGAGGUUGAGUACUUGGUGCUUGAUGAAGCUGACCAGAUGCUUGCUGUUGGGUUUGAGGAGGCUGUGGAGUCGAUUCUUGAGAAUCUCCCGCAGAAGAGACAGAGCAUGCUUUUCUCGGCGACUAUGCCUACUUGGGUUAAGAAGUUGGCGAGGAAGUACCUUGACAAUCCCUUGAACAUCGAUCUGGUUGGAGACCAAGAUGAGAAGCUCGCGGAAGGGAUCAAACUCUAUGCAAUCUCAGCCACAUCAACAUCAAAACGCACUAUUUUAAGUGACCUUAUAACAGUGUAUGCGAAGGGUGGGAAGACCAUUGUUUUUACCCAAACGAAAAGAGAUGCAGACGAGGUCUCUCUAGCGUUGUCAAACAGUAUAGCUUCCGAGGCACUUCAUGGAGAUAUCUCUCAGCAUCAAAGAGAGAGAACACUCAAUGGUUUCCGCCAGGGGAAGUUCACAGUACUGGUUGCCACUGAUGUUGCAUCUCGUGGACUUGACAUCCCAAACGUAGAUCUAGUUAUCCACUAUGAACUUCCUAAUGACCCAGAGACUUUUGUGCACCGUUCUGGUCGUACCGGGCGUGCAGGGAAAGAAGGCUCUGCCAUUCUCAUGCACAGCAGCAGCCAGAAGAGAACCGUGAGGUCUCUGGAGCGUGACGUGGGAUGCAGAUUUGAGUUUAUUAGCCCACCAACUGUUGGAGACUUGUUGGAAGCGUCAGCAGACCAUGUGGUGGCCACUCUAAACGGUGUUCACCCUGAGUCUAUUAAGUUUUUCUCAGCAACUGCUCAGAAACUGUUUGAGGAGAAAGGCACAGAUGCUUUAGCUGCAGCUCUGGCUCACCUUAGCGGUUUCUCUCAGCCACCUUCAUCGAGAUCUCUCCUCAGUCAUGAACAGGGAUGGGUGACUUUGCAGUUAAUACGAGAUCCAGCAAACGCUAGAGGCUUCUUGUCUGCAAGGUCUGUGACUGGUUUUCUUUCCGAUGUUUACCGUCCAGCUGCAGAUCGAGUUGGAAAAAUCUUCAUAAUCGCAGAUGAGAGGGUACAAGGAGCUGUGUUUGAUCUACCAGAGGACAUCGCUAAAGAGCUGCUAGAGAAUGAAGUGCCAGAAGGAAACAGUAUAUCCUUGAUAACAAAGUUGCCCCCGCUGCAAGAUGAUGGACCGUCUAGUGAUAACUAUGGACGGUUCUCUAGCAGAGACAGGAUGCCUAGAGGAGGAGGAGGUUCUAGAGGGUCAAGAUUUGGCGGUAGAGGAGGAGGAUCAUCACGAGGACGUGAUAGUUGGGGAGGUGAUGAUGACAGAAGAAGUAGAAGCAGUGGUGGUGGAGGUAGCAGCUGGUCCCGUGGUGGUGGUGGUUCCAGAGGAAGUUCUGAUGAUUGGUUGAUUGGCGGCGGUAGUGACAGAAGAUCAAGCAGCAGAGCUCCUUCUAGGGAGAGGAGUUUUGGAGGUGCUUGCUUCAAUUGUGGAAGUUCAGGACACAGGGCAGCAGAUUGUCCUGACAAGAGAGGGUUUUAAAGCUAAUGGCUCUGUUCUUGAGACAGAGAGAGAUCCUUGUCCCUUUUUGGUGUUCUUAAUGUGAAUUCUUUCAUGCUUGCUUCAACCGUUUGUUUCAAGACGGUAGAGAUUGCAGUCAUGGAGGAUGUAUACUUCGGACAAGGGUUUAUUAUAAGCAUAGUGCAGCAGCAAAGUAAGUAAAGGAGAAGGUUUUCCUCAAUUGGCAUUUUCAGAGAUUGCUUCAGAAACAAGGAAAGCUGAUGGAUCCUUUUUUGUUUUCUUUUAGGUUAUUAUGAUGAUCAGGUUCCAUGUUUCUGAAUUUUGUAUGAUUUCAAGUGGUUAGACAGUCUAUUUACGCUACUCUUAAUUGUUCUGUACGUUUCUAUUAUUAUAUGUGAAUCGUUAUCACAUGUA